AUGUCGCUACCUCUUUCCCUAUCAUUCCUUCGUCAAGGUACAGGCGGCCAGACUCUUGAUGUCUACCUUGAUCCUCUUUGUCCCUUUUCAGGCAAAGUAACUCGUUCCAUCACCACCAAUGUACUUCCCUUGAUCACAAAGGGAGGGAAAUACGAAGGUAAAUUGACUGUGGUUCCAAGGAUCUAUCCUCAACCGUUCCACUACUAUUCCACUUUCCACACGGAAGCUUUGAUAGUGUUCGGCAAACUUUAUCCUGAUUUAUUCUGGGAUUACCUUCUUGCCAUAUAUGAUACCCAAGAGCAAUACUUCAAUCAACCUUCAGCUUCAAUGACUCCUUCUGAAACUAGAGAUAAACUCGUUCUUUUAGCCACCGAUUUGGUCGAGAAAAAAGGUAAAAUCGCUGGACCCAAAUCAAAGCUGUUCGGUGAAAUCAGAGAUAGAUUAGAAGUCAAAUCUACUCCAAAUGGUGGUAAUGAAGCUACUGACGAUCUCAAGUAUCUUAUCAAAGUUGGUCGUCAAAACAGUAUUCACGUAACUCCCACUGUGCUCCUCGACGGCCUCAUUGACAAUUCAGUGAGCUCUUCUUGGGGUAAAGAAGAAUGGGAAAAGUGGUUAUCGUAA
Molecule: messenger RNA, 621 nt
Organism: Kwoniella shivajii
Lineage: Eukaryota; Fungi; Basidiomycota; Tremellomycetes; Tremellales; Cryptococcaceae
Exons: 6
Coding region: 1-621 (206 amino acids)
Source: RefSeq, a predicted model, not a curated record